Messenger RNA from Zonotrichia leucophrys gambelii, 2520 nucleotides. RefSeq names its product solute carrier family 5 member 8 (gene SLC5A8). Gene Ontology annotation, biological process: sodium ion transport; propanoate transmembrane transport. Bases 1 to 2220 code for a protein of 739 amino acids. Gene Ontology annotation, cellular component: membrane; extracellular exosome. Lineage: Eukaryota; Metazoa; Chordata; Aves; Passeriformes; Passerellidae. Gene Ontology annotation, molecular function: organic acid:sodium symporter activity. The record is from RefSeq and is a predicted model, not a curated record. The transcript has 16 exons.
AUGGUGGAAUAUGCUAACGAGCGAGGGUACGUUCUCCAUCCUGGGGAACUCUCGUGUGAAAUGUUUUCCCUCCAGAAGCCGUGGACCAAGAGCUUGCGGUGUGAGCGCGUUCAGGCGGGGCUGUGCCGCGGCGCCGUCCCGCAGCCCGGAGGCGCGGGGCGGGCUGCCCUGGCCCGGGAUCGCCGCCCCUUCUCGCUCCGCGGGGGCGCCCAGCGCCGCGGGGAGGAGCGGGCCCCGGGACCGUAUAAGGCCCGCCCGCCGUCCCGGCUGCGGCACUCGCGCGGCGGCUCCCGGCGCAGCCCGCUCCCGCCCCGGGACACGCGUGGGGACCUCGCGGCGGCUCCGCAGCGCGCCUGUCCCGGCGGCGGACACCGCACCUGUCCCACCCGUUCCUCGGGCAGAAUGGGGCGCUUCACCGUGUGGGACUAUGUGGUCUUUGCGGCUAUGCUGCUCAUCUCGGCCAUCAUUGGCAUCUACUACGCUUUCGUGGGAGGAGGGCAGAAGACAUCAAAGGACUUCCUCAUGGCAGGCCGCAGCAUGAGUGCCCUCCCGGUGGCACUGUCCCUCACCGCCAGCUUCAUGUCAGCCGUCACGGUGCUGGGCACCCCUGCUGAGAUCUAUCGCUAUGGUGCCAUCUUCUGUAUCUUUGCCAUCACCUACGGCCUGGUGGUGCUGUGCAGUGCUGAGAUCUUCCUGCCUGUCUUCUACAAGCUGGGUAUUACCAGCACCUAUGAGUAUUUAGAACUUCGGUUUAAUAAAUAUCUACGCCUCUGUGGAACGGUCCUUUUCAUAAUACAAACGACUUUAUACACUGGUAUUGUCAUUUAUGCUCCAGCUUUAGCACUAAAUCAAGUCACUGGCUUCGACUUGUGGGGCGCAGUGGUGGCGACUGGCGUGGUCUGCACAUUCUACUGCACACUGGGUGGUCUGAAGGCAGUGGUGUGGACAGAUGUUUUCCAGGUUGGAAUCAUGGUUGCUGGAUUUUCAUCUGUGAUUAUACGAGCUGUGGUGGUUCAGGAGGGAAUUGGACGCAUUGUAAAUGAUUCCUACCAUGGAGGAAGAUUAAACUUCUGGGACUUUGAUCCCAAUCCUUUGCAAAGGCACACCUUCUGGACGAUUGUUAUAGGGGGGACUUUCACGUGGACUGGUAUAUAUGGGGUUAACCAGUCUCAAGUCCAGAGAUACAUCGCAUGCAAAAACAGAUUCCACGCAAAAUUGUCCCUCUACAUCAAUUUGGUGGGACUCUGGGCAAUCCUGGUCUGUGCCACACUGUGUGGACUGGCCCUCUACUCCAUCUACAAAGACUGUGACCCAUGGUCCGCCAAACAGGUGUCGGCACUCGACCAGCUAAUGCCAUACCUAGUGCUGGAUAUCAUGCGUGAUUUCCCAGGAGUGCCGGGACUUUUUGUGGCUAGUGCCUACAGUGGGACAUUAAGUACAGUGUCCUCCAGCAUCAAUGCUCUGGCUGCUGUGACUGUUGAAGACCUCAUUAAGCCCUACUUCAAAUCUCUCUCUGAAAAGAAGCUGUCAUGGAUUUCCAUGGGGAUGAGCCUCUUUUAUGGUGGAGUCUGCAUUGCUAUGGCUGCGGUGGCAUCUCUUCUGGGAGCCUUGUUGCAGGCAGCGCUCAGCAUUUUUGGCAUGGUUGGUGGCCCCCUUUUAGGACUGUUUGCCUUGGGAAUCCUCUGCCCCUUUGCAAAUGGAAUCGGAGCAUUUGUAGGUCUUGUCAGUGGUUUCAUUAUUUCACUUUGGGUUGGAAUUGGAUCUCAGAUUUAUCCUCCACUUCCAGAGAGAACCAAGCCACUCGAUCUCUCAACUGUGGGAUGUAAUAUAUCCUUAGGAAAUUUAACAUCAACAGAAAUUCCAUUAACAACGGUUUUCAGUACACCAGGUGCAGAAAGGCCUGCCCUGGCAGACAACUGGUAUUCCUUGUCUUAUCUCUACUUCAGCACACUUGGGACACUCGUCACAGUACUUGUGGGAAUAAUUAUCAGCCUCCUAACAGGAGGACUAAAGCAGAACACAGAUCCUAAAUUCCUGCUGACCAAGGAAGAUUUCCUGUCCAACUUCUCACGGUCUGAAACUGAGCAACCAGAGAAAGUGGAAGUGUUGAACUGGAAACCAUUUACCAUGGCAAAUGAAGGAACUGACAACCCUGCCUUUAGCCACAUUGAAAUGGAUGUUGCAAGUGACAAGAAUAAAGUCAAUGGUCUUCACAUAUGACACCAGGCCGUGUCAGCCCAUGAGGACAGUUUUGUUCACAUCAAGCACUGUUGAUGUUCCUGUUCUGGAUCGGUUACCAGCUCUGCUGGGGUCAGGGGCAGGCAUCUGCUGAGCUUUGUGGCACUAUCGCCUUUGCAUGACCUUGACAUUAGUCAAGAAAGGAAUCAGGUUUUUCUUGCACUUCCUCACUCUUUCUGAUUCUUGGUGACAGAGCCUAAGGCAAUCUGUGAAAUAUUUGCCUGAUAUUUUGAGCUUCCUGGAAAAUAUCUGCUUUUAAUCUCAUUUCACUCUCAGAGUGAA